Molecule: messenger RNA, 2915 nt
Organism: Plutella xylostella (diamondback moth)
Lineage: Eukaryota; Metazoa; Arthropoda; Insecta; Lepidoptera; Plutellidae
Product: E3 ubiquitin-protein ligase LRSAM1
Cellular component (GO): cytoplasm
Molecular function (GO): protein binding
Source: RefSeq, a predicted model, not a curated record
GUAACAUAAUUAAAUUGUCAUGUCAAAAAUAAUCAAAAAUUCACAACAACAAAGUUAUAAAUUAUUGCGAUUGUUGUGCAAUUUUAGUUCUUUGACCAUAUAAUGUACAUAUUUAUCGCUGGUAAAUAAGCUGCAGUGUGGACGAAAGAUGGUUGAUACGCUAAGUUGACAAAAACUAUAUUUGAUGGGUUGUGCGGCGUCUUGCUUGGAUCACACAACUAUGUCGCUGUUCGGGAGACAUUCUCACAACGACAACGAUGAACGAGCCCAAGUCGAGAGGAAGCUCUACAUCGCUAAAGAGUCUCCGGAACCAGUGUUCGAUCUCUCCAAGUGUAACCUCCAGGAGGUUCCGUCCGGGAUAUACUCUAUUUGUAAAGUAUACAGAAAGGAAUUGCUCUAUUUGAACAAUAAUAAUCUCUCUUCCCUUGACCACGGUGGAAGCCUUUCAGAUUUGUACAUGAUAAAAUGCUUUAAUAUAAGUUUUAACAAGCUAUCUUUUCUGCCUAAUGAUAUCAGAUAUUUGGUUAAUGUAACUGAGCUAUAUUUACAGAAUAACCAAUUACAAAGCAUCCCAGAAAGUGUUAGUUAUUUACAAUGUUUGAAAAUCAUUGAUGCUUCUAAUAACUGCCUCAAGAAGCUGUGCUCAGCUCUUGGUAAUUUGGCAAAUUUGAAAGUCCUGAAAAUAACAGGAAAUAAAGAUCUGGUGGAGUUACCUUGUGAGUUAUGUAAAGCCAGCAACAUCACAGCCAUAGAGCUUGAUGCGGACCAAUAUUUGUUCCCACCACCUGGCAUUAUAACUGAAGGCACAGAAAGUAUCAUGAGGUUUAUGUGUGAAAAAAUGGGUUUUCCAUAUAUUCCACCAUCAAAUGAGAGCAAUGACGAAUCUUUAGUGCAGAGCCCUAGUGCACUCGUUGACCCUUUUACAAAGAAUCAUGCUAUUCUGUGGGAGCAACAGGAAGCUGCUUUAAAGGAACAAGAAAAGAAAUUCCAUGAUGCAGCUAAAUUAAACAAAGAAAAGAUUCUGUCCCAAGUGCUGCGAGAACAAACAGAAUUAGAUGCAGAGAUUGCCAAAUGGCAAGGAGCUAAGGAUAUUGAAAGAUUAAGACUUAUUAGUGAAAUACAAGAAGAUGAAAAGGAAAUAGAGUGUUUAGUUAGGAACUUUCUUCAAUCUGUGAAUCUGAAGCCAGAAGUGGUCCAACAACAACUGCAGCAUGAGCAAGCCGAGCAUGACCGGCUAUUUGAGAUUAUCAGACAAAACUAUGACAAUGUAAGAAAAGCAGAUGUUUUAAAAGCCAUGGAAACAUUGAUAACAGAAAACUUUUCUAUGCAAAAUACUAAGAGGGGAAAUGAGGAUCAAUUGAAUAACUUUAAGCAAACUAUACUAUCCCAAGAAUUAGAAAGUACAGAAAAACUAGACCAAUUAUACAGAACCAAAGAUCAAUCCAGAACUGUUCUGAUUCAUCAACUGCUGGAAGACCAAGAUGUACAGAAGGCUGUUGUUGCUUCUUUAGUGGAGAAGGUUGAUGCCAGAAGUUGGAGUUUAAACCAGGAAAUAUCACUUAUUUCUUCAAAUUUAGCUAGGCUCUCUGCCAUUGAACAAGAAAAGAAAAAACUACAUGUGGCUUACAAUUUUAAUGAGCUUCUGUAUCAGAGGACGCAGCUGCUGAGUCUGCUCGAGGACCUCCAGGCGCAGCAUCAUAAGAGAAGAGCUCAAUUACUUGAAACUAUGAGAGAGAUGGAUGAGCAAAAAGAUUCAAGCACAGAUUUUUGGUUAAAAAACUACCAAAAGGUUGUAGAAUCUGCCCCAAAAUCUUUGUUGGUUAUGGGAAAAGUGUUGGACCCGGUUCUAGCAAAUUAUUUGUUACAAGAAGGAGUCAUUCAUUGCCUACCAUUUCUAUUUCAAUUCUUGUUUUCUGACGAAUCCCUGUUACAUGUGACUCCUGCUAAGCUGAAACAAAAUGGAGUAUCACUGGCUGUAGAUAGAGAUGGCAUAAUAAGGGCUAUUCAGUUAUACAUUGCAGCAAAGAGUGAGAACCACAAUUGCCUGUCAGAUACUACUGUGACUCCAAGCGCUCCAUUACCAAGUGAAAUAUCAGAGAAUAGCUUGACUGGAGUGGUAGAUAGUUCGACCACAGAGGGUCAGAGUGUGGAGUCUGAAUGUGUGAUAUGCAUGGACGCCCGGUGCGAGGUGGUGUUUGUCCCGUGCGGACACCUGUGCUGCUGCUUGCCUUGCUCAGACAAAGAAAUGGAUUCUUGCCCCAUGUGUAGAGGAAGCAUAGAAAGGAAAAUGAAGUUAAUUGUUGUGUGAAGUUUACACAGAUUUUUUCACUUAGCAGGUCUUAACGUACAUGGCUUUUAUGAGGGGAAAUCUGACAAUCACCAAUGACCACUGACCAGCUCAGCAUGUGAGAUUUUAAAAUAUACUACCUACUUAUGAACAAUAGUUUACCCACCAUAGGUAAGCCAGUACUCAUAUGAUUAUUAUUUCAGUAUUCGGUAUAGGUAGGUACAGUCAACACGCGAGAUACCUAAUAAGACCUAUGUAUCCACCCACCACAGUGAAAAAAGUUGCACCCUAAGAGUUACUAGGAACAGAUAGACCAGUUGAAGAAUAUUUAUAUUCGAAAUUAUUGCUCCUCUAAUCAUGUAACCUUUGUCCGUAAUUUUUUAUAUGAUUGUGUAAGUGGUGGAUACUUUACUCUUUUGCUGACUGUACAUUAGACUUUUCUACAUAUUCGUACAAGCAAUAAUAGUUUAUUAUCGAGAUAUGUAUAGCAUUUAAUUAUAAGCUUUAAAUAUUUUAAGGACAACCAAUAUACAUGGUUGGAAUGUAUUUGUUUAACACAUGUAUCAUUGAUUGAUAAUAUUAUAUCCACACUAACACAAAUAUUAUAAAACUAGUCAUAAAAUAUCCA